Molecule: messenger RNA, 2733 nt
Organism: Vespula pensylvanica (western yellowjacket)
Lineage: Eukaryota; Metazoa; Arthropoda; Insecta; Hymenoptera; Vespidae
Product: cGMP-dependent protein kinase, isozyme 1-like
Exons: 12
Coding region: 213-2153 (646 amino acids)
Biological process (GO): protein phosphorylation
Molecular function (GO): ATP binding; cGMP-dependent protein kinase activity
Source: RefSeq, a predicted model, not a curated record
GAGCUAACCGAGAGCGUUAUUCUCGACUGAUAAGAUCUAUGCGCAGGGACACUAGAGAAAUCGAUCAGUCGAGUCUGAUAUCUCGCUGAGAUACCGCGAUCGAAAGACCAAAGUUGCUUUAUGGCCUUCUUAGCGCUUUAUAAAUGUAAUAAAAGUUCGUAGGGGAAUAGUCCGGAAAGUUUGUUAAGACUCGAUUUGUAAAAGGACCAAGGAUGUCUUUGAAGAGCUUUCGAAGUGGUUUCACGGUGAAACUAUGGAAAGAAAAACAGCCAAGCAAGACGACGAGCGAUCAGGAUUGCACCGACGAGGAUUGCUAUCGAGAGACAACCAACUUGCGGAAACAUGCCGUCGUCGGUGAGGUCGAAGACACGAAAAUGGCGAUAUCGACCUACGAGAAGAGUUCACGAUCGAGGGAGCUCAUAAAGCGCGCAAUUUCGCAAAAUAAAUUUCUCGGAAAUCUAAGAGCGGUCGACAUCGAGCAGCUCACGUCCGCGAUGCAACCGCAAGAAGUCUUGCCUAAUACGAGACUCAUCAACGAGGGCGAGAUAGGCUCGCAUCUGUACGUCUCGGAAAAGGGCACUUUUGAGAUUUACGUGGGAAAAACGUAUUACGGAAAAUUCGGAGCCGGAGUCGCUUUCGGCGAACUCGCCUUGCUCUACAAUACCAAGAGAUUGUGCUCCAUAGAUGUACAGACGAACGGGAAGGUUUGGGUACUCGACAGAAAGAGCUUUUGCGCCAUAAUAUGGAGAUCCAUGAAGGAAUCCACGGAGUACAAUCUCCAAGUGCUUCGGCAGAUCGAGAUUCUGAAGGAGCUGCCGGAGGAAGUGCUCUCGAAGAUGUCCGAUCUAAUAGUCGUGGAAUUCUUCCGUGGCAACACCCACAUUUUUCGCGAAGGCGAGCCGGGUGACAAGUUCUACAUAGUUAACGGCGGCAACGUAAAGAUCACCAAGAAGAAAUCGUACGGGGCUGACGACGAGCUCGUUAUCCUCGAGAAGGGCGAUUACUUUGGCGAGAAGGCGCUUUACGGCGACGAGUGCCGUCGACAGGCGAACGCCAUAGCUCUGCCGCCUGGCGCCGAAUGUUACACCAUCGAUAGGCAGUCGUUCAUAGAUUACCUCGGCGAGUUGGGAUCGAUCAAGAACAAGAUAUGGAAGAUCAACAGAAAUCCGGCCGUGAAGGACAAUUGGAAGGAAGAAUUUAAAGAUUUGACCCUGGCCGAUAUGGAAAUCGAGGGUACGAUCGGCAAAGGUGGUUACGGAAGGGUAGAAUUGGUGACCAUCGACUCGAUGUCGAGUAUAAGUUUUGCGAGGAAGAAAGUCAGGAAGAGCAUGAUCACGAAAAUGAAGUUACAAAAAUUGAUCUACAAUGAAAAGUACAAUCUGAUGGCUUGCGAUUCUCCUUUCAUUUGCAGAUUGUUACGAACGUUCAAAGACAAGAGAUAUCUUUAUUUCCUCAUGGAGGUCUGCCUCGGCGGGGAUCUACGAACGGCGUUGCAGAGAAAAGUUCGUUUCGCGUCUUCCGAGGCAAAGUUCGUCGUCGCUUGCAUCCUCGAGGGCAUCAAUCACCUGCACUCUCUCGGCAUCGUUUACAGAGAUCUCAAACCCGAGAACAUAUUGUUCGACCAGAACGGUUACAUGAAACUCGCCGACCUUGGAUCGAGCAAAUUCAUUGGCCCUUACAAGACCAUGACGUACGUCGGUACUAUCGAGUAUUUAGCCCCGGAAGUCAUUCAGAGUUUGGGAUACAAUAGGGCCGCCGACUAUUGGUCGUUGGGUAUCGUCAUCUACGAGUUGUUGUUAGGUUGGACUCCGUUUCAAGGUAUCAACGAGGUCGAAGUAGGUAACAAUAUCAUCGGGGGUAUCGAGGCGAUUGAAAUGCCAAAGAUACUUUCCAACUCGGCCAAAGAUAUUAUUCAACGUUUGCUCAAGGCAGAUCCUACGAAAAGACUCGGUUACUUGCGAAACGGUGCCACGGAUGUUCGUCAUCACAGAUGGUUCAAGGAUAUAAAUUGGAGAUCGUUACAAAAUCUGUCCAUGUCCUCGCCCGUGAAACCCACGGUGAAGCAUCAUCUCGACAGAAGGAAUUUCGAGAGAUAUCCGAUCGAUCGCGACGUCGCACCAUUGGAUUUUUCAGAUUGGGACGAAAAUUUUUAAGGAAGAGCGCAACGAAACUCCCUUCGAGUUUCAUUCGUCUAUGAAAAUUUAUUAUUAGAAUUAACUAAGUUAAGUUUAAGUUUGCGACGUAAAAAGAGAGAUAAGGAACUCGAUGGCGGACGGAUUUGAAAUAGGCACGUUCGACGCUCGAAGUGACUCCGACAAGGUCCGAUAGGGUUCGCGACGUUCGGCCAAUCGGAAAGACGAUGAGCGCGCAUCGCGCUCGUGCGGCGCAAAGAGCGUACCACCCGGCGACCCCUCGCCCCCCAACCAACCCUCCGUCGCCGUCGACCGAGCUAUCAGUCCUACUGUUGAUGGUCGACGACGCUGUUGGCGAAUUGCAAAUGGCGUCACGUAAGGCAAUAUGAGCGUGCGUGUCCCGUGUAGUAACGCGUACGGACCUCGUCCGGGCGCGGUGCCUCGCGGCCCAGCCUGACGGCGAGCUUCGCUGGAACUCCUUCGUUUGGAAGUGCGUGCUUUCGAUCGAUCAGUGAUUUCAUACUUUUAUCUUCCUUCCACGAUCUUUCCUUCUUUUCUUCCUUCUUCCCCUUCUCAACGUCAUCCCCCUUCCUUCUCCUCC